ACUGCUGUUUGCCUCUUCUUGGAUUCCAGAGCGUGCUUUAUUCCUCAGCAGCCUUUCUGCAGACUGGUGGAUUUGAUCACAGUUGGAAAUUGUGAAACUGUGGUUUGUUUCAGAAAGAGAAGAAAGGAGAAUUUAAGUACAGCUUUAGCAGCAGAUGGCUCUGCUUUGGAAUCUUUUAUACACAAAGGAGAUGUGUUUGCUGGCUUUGUAAUCAACUCAAAGAGGGAAAAGAAAUGUUGUUAACGACAGUGUGGAUAUGACUUGAAUUUUUCAUCAGGGCUCACAAAGCUGUGGUAUUUACUACUAGGGAUGACAACUGACCUUUCAGCAAGUUUUCCAAUAAUUCCCACAUCAAGAAGGAAUUAUGGUUGGAAACAAAGUCCUUUUCUGGCUAGAAAGCUGAACUCAUCAGUGCAGUAAGUAAUUACAUCAGACUUGCUUUAAACUUCAAGGACACCAAAUACAAAGAUUUAAUCACAGCAAUUGCCACCUUGUGAAGCUCCAAGAAAAACUUCUUCUAAGUACUAAAGGGAUGGACAUACUCACAGAUGCAAAACCUUCCUAGCUAGGUUUUGCCCAUAGCCUGGGAAAUGCUUCACAAUGGAUAAAGCCAUUCAGCAUCCUACAGAGAUUUUAUCUAAUCAAACUAUCCCAAACAGCAGCUAUUCUCAGUUUUUGAACUUUGAUACAUGCCAACCUUCCUUCCCUGCAGUAUUCUUGCUUAUCACAGCCUACAUAUUAGUUACAACAGUGGGGCUUUUUGGAAACCUUUGCCUGAUUGUUAUAAUAAAGAGACAGAAAGAAGCUCAAAAUGUUACAAACAUUUUGAUUGCCAACCUCUCCUUAUCGGAUGUGUUGAUCUGUAUCAUGUGUAUUCCUGUCACGGCUGCAUACACUUUAAUGGAUUACUGGAUAUUUGGGGAAGCUAUGUGUAAAAUAAGCUCUUUCAUACAAAGUAUGUCUGUCACAGUCUCCGUUUUCUCUCUCGUACUGAUUGCUAUUGAGAGACACCAGUUAAUUGUAAAUCCUCGUGGCUGGAAGCCUAAUACCUCACAUGCUUACUGGGGAAUUGUUCUCAUUUGGGUUUUUUCCCUCAUGAUAUCCAUUCCUUUCUUAAUAUUUCACCAAUUAACUGAUGAACCAUUCAAGCACCUGUCCUUCCACAGCGAUUUCUAUAAGAACAAAGCUGCGUGCAUCGAGGCCUGGCCUUCCGUUACAGAACGGCUGAUUUUCACCACGAGUCUGCUGCUUUUCCAGUACUGCUUCCCACUGGGGUUUAUUCUUAUCUGCUAUCUCAAGAUAUUCCUCUGCCUCCGGCGGAGACAUAGUAAAAUAGAUAGGAUGAGAGAGAACGAGAGCAGGUUGAGUGAAAACAAAAGGAUUAAUCUGAUGUUGAUAUCAAUUGUUGUGACCUUUGCAGCUUGCUGGUUGCCUCUCAAUAUAUUCAAUGUUGUUUUUGACUGGAACCACGAGGCACUGAUGAGCUGUAAUCAUAACCUAGCAUUUACACUGUGCCACCUCGUGGCCAUGAUCUCAACAUGUAUCAAUCCCAUCUUUUAUGGAUUUCUCAACAAGAAUUUCCAGAAGGAUUUGAUAGGGCUAGUUCUUCACUGCAGAUGUUCAGCAUCACAAGAGGAGUAUGAAAACAUUGCCCUUUCAAACCUGCAAACUGAUGUAUCUAAGGGAUCUCUGAAAUUAAAUAACCACCCUCCUGUGAAUGUCUAAAAUAACUCAGAAGCAUCAUCUACAAUUCUGUAUCUUGCUGCAGACGACCUUUUUCUGUAACUCUGCAUCGUGGUACCUCACCUAACUGAAGUUAGAGGUGGUCUUUGCUAUUUAAUUCAGCACAAACCGAACCAUGUUCCCAAAGGUAUACUGCUAACAAGUACUUUAUAACGGUAUUAAUGCUAAUAAACCAUUUCCAAGAGUCUUAAAGAACAAUAACAAUGAAUAUCAACAGUAUUAACACCUUAUUUUUUAAUCCACAAUUUCCAGGUCACUGUAAAAGUAUUUCCAUUGCUGCAGCUGUCCUUCCUACACACCUGGCUUCACCCAAGUAAACCGUGAAUGCUGAGGUCUCCCCAACUUCAUCAGGCCUUUUACAAACUGAUUUUUGUCUUUUUUCCAGCCCUGCACCAUUCCCAUCUUCACUACAUGGUUACUUUGCACAACAAUUUAUAAGUAGUUUAUACUGUGAGGAAGGCUCCUCAACUUACCCUCAGCCUUCACUAGCACCUUCCUUUCAGCCCCAGCAUGGAGUUUGCUUUGCUUUAAUACCGGUUCAUUCCACAAACUGUACCUUAACAUGAGAAAAUGUUAGAGUUGGUUUUUUUUUUUUUUGCUUCCCUGUAUUUUAAAUGAGCACUACGACAAGCUCCAUUUGCUGUACUGCAAAUUUGCAUCAGACCUCUGAUGAUCAAGACAAAAUAUAUAUUUAGUGUUUCUCCUAAAAGCAUUGCAUUCUCCUCAAAACCACCAGUACAGAUCAUUGCUUUCUCUGUUACCAUCAUCGCUGGCCUCUAAAACUGACCUUUUAGAAUCUCCAUUAUGAAACAGACAUGCUAUGAAUUCAAAGUAAAUUGUUUCUGCUACUUAUCCAGAUUAUGGGUUUCUCUUUUAAUAGAAAAAUAGUUUUAUGCUUUAAUUUCCAAAAUAUCUUUCCCAUAUCUCUGCAAUAGCAAGAGGUCACACCUGAGGCAUUUGCAGUUGUUUCUGUUUGACUGUGUCUGAAAAGAGCUUAUAGAAUCAUAGAAUCCUUAGAGUUGGAAGGAUUGGAAGCUUCUUCUGUUCUGCAAUGUACGGAAGCCUGAAGAUGUAAUAUUGAACGCAGCUUCUCUCAAAUUAAAACAUAAUAAAAAUCAUUCUCCAUUGUGGUCAUA
Molecule: messenger RNA, 2879 nt
Organism: Gallus gallus (chicken)
Lineage: Eukaryota; Metazoa; Chordata; Aves; Galliformes; Phasianidae
Gene: NPY6R
Product: neuropeptide Y receptor Y6 (pseudogene)
Exons: 4
Coding region: 601-1725 (374 amino acids)
Biological process (GO): G protein-coupled receptor signaling pathway
Cellular component (GO): plasma membrane; neuron projection
Molecular function (GO): neuropeptide binding; neuropeptide Y receptor activity
Source: RefSeq, a predicted model, not a curated record